UGUUUGUGUUUCCACCAUUCGAUGGAUGAAAAUGAGAGCAAAGCGUGCGACGACGAGCACCCGACGGACAACGGACCGCUAAAACCGAUCGAACGCAAGGUCCUCGUGCACGUCGUCGACGGUCUCGUCAUCGAGGAGUCGAAACAACCGUUCGAUGACGUCACGACUCCACUCAUCAUCGGCAGGAGCCGCGAGCGCAUGAGGACAAUCGUUCCACGCGUGCGCAGAGCGCGUGGCGGACGAAGUCUGGACAAGAGCGCGUCGAAUCUGUCGAGAGUGAAGUGCGAGAGCUGCGGCACGUACGGCACGAGUCGGACGUUUCUAAAAUCGGGCCGCUUCUGUAGUAUAACGUGUAGUAAGAGAUACAGACUCAAACAGUCGCCUCAAGGGCGCGCCAGAUAUUUACAUCCGGGAUCUACUGUACAUUCGGGAUCCACCCUACAUCCGGGAGCUCCAACACAUACGGGAUCUUCGAGAAACCGAUUAGCUGUGACGUCAUCGAGGGUUGUAACCCGGCGCGCGCAGCCCGGGGAUUUCCCGUCAGGGAGUGCCGUCAGUCGGAUGGUGAGCGAGUAUCACGUGCCGGCUUCUCGGGUGUUUAGUUCGUCGGAGCUGUCGAUAUCGUUACCGUCGGAGUUGAUAUCGAGUAACCCGUCGGGUUGGGUGUCUCAGAAUGUGGCUAGUUUUAUCAAUGCCGUUGGAUUCAACGAGUACGUGCAGGCGUUUCUCGACGACGACAUCGAUGGAGAGUCGCUGCUUUUGUUAAAACUGGAGCAUCUGGUCGACGUCAUGAGGCUACCCGUGGGCGUGGCACUUAAGAUUAAUUCUCAUAUUGCGAAACUGUUUAACGUGGGCUCGUUGCUCGCGUAGGCUAAAAUGUAGUGCAUGAAACAAAAUAGUUGUAACAAAAAUCAUUUUCA
Molecule: messenger RNA, 920 nt
Organism: Corticium candelabrum
Lineage: Eukaryota; Metazoa; Porifera; Homoscleromorpha; Homosclerophorida; Plakinidae
Product: polyhomeotic-like protein 2
Exons: 1
Coding region: 22-870 (282 amino acids)
Cellular component (GO): nucleus
Molecular function (GO): protein binding; zinc ion binding
Source: RefSeq, a predicted model, not a curated record